This is a messenger RNA of Ilyonectria robusta, 752 nucleotides long. RefSeq lists its product as uncharacterized. The record is from RefSeq and is a predicted model, not a curated record. The transcript has 2 exons. NCBI's taxonomy places the organism in Eukaryota, Fungi, Ascomycota, Sordariomycetes, Hypocreales, Nectriaceae. Bases 1 to 576 code for a protein of 191 amino acids.
AUGGCAAGACCAACGAAGGACACAAAGAAUCUUGAGCGAGUGAGAGACAAUCAGCGAAGAUCCAGAGCUCGGAGGAGAGAACAUCUACUCGAACUCGAGCACCGGAUCCGUACCUAUGAGCUCCAGGGGAUCGAGGCCUCGUCUGAGGUGCAGCAAGCCGCCAGGAGAGUCGCGGACGAGAACAGACUACUCCGCGGUAUCAUCACAAGACAGGGUAUCAGCGAUGAUUACGUAGCGAGCGUCUUGCACUAUGGUGUUGCCCCGGAUCCUGAUCCGGGGCCAAUGUCACACUUCGCCUGCAGCAGCCCAAGCGAGGCAGUUCAGGCGUUGCAACAGGCCUUGGUACCUCCGAGACCUGCACCUCACGAUCAGCCGGCUCCAUAUCCAAUCCCUUCCCAGGAAAACCGAGAGCAGCUCAUGAACAGUGAGCCGACGACUGCGAAUCCCUUUAGGGAACUAACACAGACCAACCAGCCAGGAAUUUCCUUUCCGCGUCCUCUGCCUUCCAACGCCCUUCCGCCCGUGGGACUGCCGGCGAUCCUUCCGCAGCUCCAGCCUCAGCAAUACCAUCAGUAAUACACCCCUACCGUAUUCUCUGGGCCUCACGUACCGCGAACUGAAGGGAUUCCUCCCCCUCCACACCAUGCUGACCCCGUGUCUGAAGCCAUCAUCACCAAUCCUAGACGCGCAGAGUCGAAUGCCGACCUGAAAUUGAGUCUGUGAGCCCCUUGGCCUAGAUCCUGUUCCUCGAG